GUCGAGAAGACGUUUGCAGCCACAAGAAUUUAAAAAAAGCAUUUUGAAAAAGCAUUUCGACAACCAAAAAUAAGAAUUCUUCUGGGAAGACUUUCUGAUGCUGCAGGCUUUAUUAAGCCACAAAGAUAUCUUGGAUAAGGCCCUGCAUCCAGAGACCAUACCCGAAGGCUAUCACUCAUUCAGAGACGGCACAUGUUACAAAGGCUAUGGAAAGGUUCAAGAUCAGAGUGAUCGUCACAGAUCAAGAUGUCGAAAAAGUUGCCUUAGAUGUGAGACCACAAACUGUAGAGGAGCUUAAAGAAAUUGUUCGAAGACACUGUAAUUUGCAGUACGAAUUCAACAUGAUGUAUGAGGACCCAGAUUUUGGUAAUGCUUUAUGUAACCUGAACAAUAUGGAUGAGGUGCCAGCUGCUGCUACGGUGAAAGUGGUUCCAUUGAUAACAUCAGUGAGUCCUGAGGUAACCAGCAACUCAUCAGAUAUCUCCAUAAGCUCGGCUGACACAGUUAUUUUACCAUCAUCAUCAAGGACACAGGGUUGGCCAGAGGUUUUCAGCAUCCCUAAUUUUUCAGUUGACGUUGAGUUCAGGCUAAGACAGGCAAAUCUGGCCUAUCUGAAAGACAACAAAACAUUCAAGUGUCCUUGGGACAUAAAACGCAACAUUCUACAAGUGUUGUCAGAAGAAAUAUACAAAUUCGACACGUACCCGGAUGAGAACCGGCUUCAUGAAGUUGCACGAGCACUGAUUGGCAAACAUCCCUGCCUGACUGAAGCGGGAUGUACUGAUGGUUGUUCAGGCUGGAAAAACAGUCUUUAUUACAAGAUGGGGAACUUCCGGACAAAAUUGCGCAAAGCGGGAUGUGCAGAGGUAUCUAUAAACAGUAGCAAAAACACCCCUGGGGUGUCAAAAGGCCUCAAAAGGCCCAAAAGAUGUGAGGUCAAUUUCUUGCCUGAACUACCAGAGAGAGAAGAAACCCUUGAGGCAGUGAGAUUUUUGCUUGCUGAAGAAAUGAAGAAAAAGAAUCCAAACGCUACCACAGUUGCAUCAAAAAUGGACCAGACUUUUUCUUUGAGGAGACGAGAGAUAGUGGAUGUUGAAACACCAGUGGAAACAUUGAAGGAACGGUGGCCAGCCCUCUUUACAGAGAGACAGGUGUUCUCAGAGUUCAACAGGAUUGCUGCAACAAACCUGAAUGACUUCUUUGAAGCCCUUGACCGCUACACACCAAAAUUUGUCUCAAUAUUCAAGACCAAAGGAGGAGGUGUUGGGGAGACACUGACUGAAUUUUUGCAACAGAUUGAUUUAAGGAAACAAGAUGUGACGGCUCUACGCACGCUGGUACUCCGCGGCCUCCCAGUUCUUCUGGGUGAUGACCCCAGUGACUUCUACAAAACCUGCUCGGUUACUGAUGAUGAUGGCGUGUGGGCACAAGUCUCCAUCGGGCUGCUAACUGUCGUUGACGAAGACGCACCGGUUGGUCCAAAUGUCAUCCACCUGGAACCUGUGUCUACAGCCAUCAUCAUUGAGGGAAGUGUUAUCAUGGAUGAUCUCAAAAGUUUGCCAGAGGCACUUUGCAUCUUGUUUGGGUUAUCGUAUGCCUUGCAUCUAGAUUAUCCCAAGUCAAUGAAAAACACAUUAAAUUUCAUUCAGAAGGUGAUGCUCGGCUUGGGCCACAACAAACUCCCACCUAAAUUACAAAGUCUUAAAAAUGUUCUUCUAAGUUAA
Sardina pilchardus (European sardine) is the source of this 1724-nucleotide messenger RNA. RefSeq lists its product as uncharacterized. The record is from RefSeq and is a predicted model, not a curated record. The transcript has 6 exons. The coding region runs from base 207 to 1724 and encodes 505 amino acids. NCBI's taxonomy places the organism in Eukaryota, Metazoa, Chordata, Actinopteri, Clupeiformes, Clupeidae.